Molecule: messenger RNA, 2067 nt
Organism: Brenthis ino (lesser marbled fritillary)
Lineage: Eukaryota; Metazoa; Arthropoda; Insecta; Lepidoptera; Nymphalidae
Source: the annotation of a GenBank genome assembly
AUGAAGCUACUAAAACCAUUAUGGUUGACUGGAAGGAGAAAUGUAAGCACUUGGUCACCGCUUGCUACAGCUUUCAAUACUAGACCUACAUCCAGACCAAUUUUUGAUUCUCUCAGAGAAAGAACCGGACUUUUUAAGAAACCAGAGCUCACAAGCUUUGAAGGUUUCUACACACUUAAGGAUCAAGCCAUUGCAGCAACAGAUAGAUUAAUAGAAGAAGCAACCUCAAACCCAACAAGGCCUAUGGUGGAUGUUUUUGAUGAACUAUCAGAUACAUUAUGUCAAGUGGCAGAUUUGGCAGAAUUUGUUCGUAUUGCACAUCCACAGCCACACUUUGCGAGUGCUGCCGAGGAGGCCUGUAUCAGUGUUAGUGGAGUAGUAGAGAAAUUGAAUACUCACAAAGGUUUAUACAACGCGUUACGCGAGUCCGUCGAGCGAGGUACGUGUGGGGACCGGCACCUGGCCGAGCUGUUCCUGUUCGACUUCGAGCAGAGCGGCAUCCACCUGCCGGACGGGCCGCGCCAGCAGGUGGUGGCGCUCAACGACCUCAUCCUGCAGACCGGCCAGCAGUUCAUGGCCGGCGCCGCCAAGCCCAGGAGGGUCCCUCGCUCCGCGGUGCCACAGAAUGUAAGGCAAUUCUUCAGCAGCGACGGCGACAGCGUGGUGGUGAGCGGCGUGUACGCGGAGUGCGGCGAGGCGGGCGCGCGCGAGGCCGCCUACCGCCUGUACCUGGCGCCCGACCCCGCGCAGGAGGCGCUGCUGGCCACGGCGCUGCGCGCGCGCCGCCGCCUCGCCAACCUCUGCGGCUUCGACUGCUACGCUGAUAGGGCAAUCAAAGCGAGCACUAUGGAGACGUCGGCCAACGUGCGCCAGUUCCUGGACAUCCUGUCCGACAACCUGCACGACCGCGCCAACAUCGACUUCGAGGCUAUGGCCGAUAUGAAGAAGAAGGAGAAUACAUAUCAGAAAGAUCUAAUGUGCUGGGACACGCCGUACUACACGCACCAAGCCAAGGUGCAGCUGCUGGGCGGCGCGGCGGCCGAGUUCAGCCCGUACUUCUCCCUCGGCGCCUGCAUGGAGGGCCUCAACAUGCUGUGCCAGGAGCUGUACGACAUCACGCUGCAGCCGGAGGAGAUGCUGCCAGGCGAAUCCUGGUCACCGGACGUGUACAAGCUGCGGGUGGAGCACGCGGAGGAGGGCACGCUGGGCUGGGUGUACUGCGACCUGUACGCGCGCGCCGGCAAGCCGCACCAGGACUGCCACUUCACGGUGCGCGGCGGCCGCCAGCUGCCCGCCGGCUACCAGCAGCCCGUGGUGGUGGUGUUGCUGUCGCUGGGCGGCGGCCACCGCGGCGGCCCGGCGCUGCUGGCGCCCGCCGCCGUCGACAACCUGUUCCACGAGAUGGGCCACGCGCUGCACUCCAUGCUGGCGCGCCCGCGCCACCAGCACGUGGCCGGCACGCGCUGCGCCACCGACCUCGCCGAGCUGCCCUCCGUGCUCAUGGAGCACUUCGCAGCCUGCCCGGAGGUGGUGCGCCGCUUCGCGCGGCACUUCCAGACGGGCGCGCCGAUGCCGGAGCACAUGCUGCAGCGCCUCUGCGCCUCCAAGCAUCUGUUCGGUGCCAGCGAGAUGCAGCUGCAGGUGUUUUACUCGGCGCUGGACCAGCAGUACCACGGCGCGGAGGGCGCGGACUGCGCCGACACCACGGAGGUGCUGCGGCGCGCGCAGAAGCAGUACUACGGCCUGCCCUACGUCGACAACACGGCAUGGCAGCACCGCUUCAGCCACCUGGUGGGCUACGGCGCCAAGUACUACUCGUACCUGAUCUCGCGCGCGCUGGCGUGGGCCGCCUGGCGCCGGCACUUCGCCGCGCGCCCGCUGGCCGCCGUCGCCGGCGCCGCCACGCGCCACCGCCUGCUCCGGCACGGCGGCUCCGUGCCCCCACAGAUCUUGCUACGCGACUACCUGGACACCGAGAUCACACCGCAAACCCUCGCAAUGGCGCUCACCGAGGAACUGGACUACCACAAGGACCACCUCGACACAGUGUUCAAAUUGGCCAACAAA